This is a messenger RNA of Plectropomus leopardus (leopard coralgrouper), 7908 nucleotides long. RefSeq names its product carbamoyl-phosphate synthetase 2, aspartate transcarbamylase, and dihydroorotase (gene cad). Lineage: Eukaryota; Metazoa; Chordata; Actinopteri; Perciformes; Serranidae. The record is from RefSeq and is a predicted model, not a curated record. Gene Ontology annotation, molecular function: amino acid binding; carbamoyl-phosphate synthase (glutamine-hydrolyzing) activity; metal ion binding. Gene Ontology annotation, cellular component: carbamoyl-phosphate synthase complex; cytoplasm. Gene Ontology annotation, biological process: L-arginine biosynthetic process; L-glutamine metabolic process; 'de novo' pyrimidine nucleobase biosynthetic process.
CCAGGCUGCGGGCCGACUUCCACACUGCUGGCGGCGUGUGUGGAACACUUUUCUCCCACCAUCCCGUCCGUCUAACCGGUCAUUUAUCUAAAAAAACAGGCUUUUUUGUUUCAGUGUUGCCUCUUUUAUGUCGUGUUCAUCUACAAGCUGACAGACAUCUGCCCGGCGGUCCAAUCCGGUUUUUAUCGGUAGUUUUUGACUCUCAUCUUCCACCUCCUGCUUCCGCGCGCGGCGUGAGUUUCACGUGGAGACCGGCGACUCAUCACUUCUUUGGACAUCCUUUUAUUUACCGUUUACAGUAACGUUAGUUAGCAUUAGCUGUCUGAGAGGAAACGAUGACGAAAAUGGCAACCUUGGUUCUAGAGGACGGGACGACGUUCAAAGGCCUCCUUUUUGGUGCAAAUGUGUCAGUGUCGGGGGAAGUUGUGUUUCAGACGGGCAUGGUGGGCUACCCCGAGGCUCUUACCGACCCUUCCUACCACUGCCAGCUGCUGACCCUCACUUACCCUCUGGUGGGCAACUAUGGUGUGCCGCAGGACGAAGAGGGAGAGUUUGGACUGAGCAAGUGGUUUGAGUCGUCAAAGAUCCACGCUGCAGCUCUUAUUAUCGGAGAGCUGUCGGAGAGUCCCAGUCACUGGAGUUCAGUCAAAUCACUUGACCAGUGGCUCAAAGAGCAAGGCGUCCCUGGAUUACAAGGCAUUGACACCCGCUGUCUGACCAAGAAGAUCAGAGAGAAGGGCACCAUGUUGGGGAAGCUGGUUGUGGACGGGACCCCUGAGGACAGUAUUCCCUUUGACAACCCAGACCAGAGGAACCUGGUCCAGGAGGUCUCCCUGAAGGAGCCCAGAGUAUUCACCAGUGGCAGUUUGCGAAUCACAGUGGUGGACUGUGGCAUCAAAUACAACCAGAUCCGCUGCCUGGCUGAGAGGGGCGCCUGUGUCACUGUUGUACCCUGGGACCACCCGUUGGACAACACAGAUUUUGAUGGUUUGUUCAUCAGUAACGGCCCCGGGGACCCCCAGCUCUGUCAGGCCACCAUCAACAACAUGAGGAAGCUGGUCUGUGUGGAACGUCCCAAGCCGGUCUUUGGUAUUUGCCUCGGUCACCAGCUGCUCUCGUUAGUCAUUGGAUCGAAGACCUACAAGAUGAAAUACGGUAACCGUGGCCACAACCAGCCGUGCAUCCAUAAGGGAACAGAUCGCUGCUUCAUCACCAGUCAAAACCACGGGUUCGCCGUCGACCCUGACACCCUGCCGAAGGACUGGGACAUCCUCUUCACCAACGCCAACGAUCACACCAACGAGGGCAUCGUGCACAACACAAAACCGCUGUUCAGUGUUCAGUUCCACCCAGAGCACAUGGCCGGCCCCACAGAUCUGGUCAGCCUGUUUGAUGUCUUUCUUAAGACUGUGAAAGACCACAAGGAGGGCAACACCACCAAAUCUGUGAAGCAGCGUCUCAUGGACCACCUCACCUACCCAAGUUCCCCGAAGCCUGAAGAGGUUUCCCGACCGAAGAAGGUCCUGAUCUUGGGCUCUGGAGGACUGUCCAUCGGUCAGGCCGGGGAGUUUGACUACUCCGGCUCCCAGGCGAUUAAAGCUCUUAAGGAAGAGAAUAUCCAGACUGUGCUGAUCAACCCCAACAUCGCCACUGUCCAGACCUCCAAGGGCCUUGCUGACAAGGUCUACUUCUUGCCUAUCACAGCGGAGUAUGUCACUCAGGUGAUAAAGAACGAACGUCCAGAUGGCGUGCUGCUGACCUUCGGCGGUCAGACGGCUCUGAACUGCGGCGUGGAGCUGACUAAGCUGGGCGUCCUGGAGAAGUACAAAGUAAAGGUUCUGGGAACACCGGUGGCCUCCAUCGAGAUGACCGAAGACAGGAAGAUCUUUGUGGAGAAGAUGGAAGAGAUCAACGAACAUGUUGCUCCCAGUGAAGCGGCGCUGUCUGUCGAGCAGGCAGUGGCAGCUGCAGAGCGUCUUGGCUACCCUGUUCUGGUUCGUUCAGCAUUCGCUCUUGGUGGUCUGGGCUCAGGUUUCGCCAACAACAAAGAGGAGCUCACCUCUCUGGUGACAUCAGCGUUCGCCCACACCUCCCAGGUCCUGGUGGACAAAUCACUGAAAGGCUGGAAGGAGAUUGAGUACGAGGUGGUCCGGGAUGCCUAUGACAACUGUGUCACUGUGUGUAACAUGGAGAAUAUCGACCCUCUGGGUAUCCAUACCGGAGAAUCCAUCGUGGUGGCGCCCAGUCAGACCCUUAAUGACCACGAAUACAACAUGCUGAGAAACACAGCGGUCAAAGUCAUCAGGCACCUCGGCAUUGUGGGAGAAUGCAACAUCCAGUACGCUCUUAACCCCGAGUCUGAACAGUACUACAUCAUCGAGGUGAACGCCCGUCUGUCGCGGAGCUCCGCCCUGGCCAGUAAGGCGACGGGUUAUCCUUUGGCCUAUGUGGCGGCUAAACUGGGCCUGGGGAUUCCCCUGCCACAACUCAAGAACUCUGUUACCAACUCGACAACAGCAAACUUUGAGCCCAGUUUGGAUUACUGUGUAGUGAAGGUGCCUCGCUGGGAUCUAAGCAAAUUUCUCAGGGUUUCCACCAAGAUUGGUAGCUCCAUGAAGAGUGUUGGUGAGGUGAUGGCUAUUGGCCGCAGUUUUGAGGAGGCCUUCCAGAAAGCUCUGAGGAUGGUGGAUGAGAACUGUGUUGGCUUUGACCACACCAUCAAGCCUGUCUCUGAAAAGGAGUUGCAGACUCCUACAGAUAAGCGCAUCUUUGUUUUGGCGUCGGCGCUCAGGGUCGGCUACACGGUGGACCAGCUGUAUGAGCUCACCAAGAUCGACCGCUGGUUCCUGCACAAGAUGAAGAACAUCGCCGACCAUGAGCUGCUGCUGGAGACGUACAACCAGGACGAGAGCGCCAUGCCUCCAGAGUUGAUGCGUAAGGCCAAGCAGCUGGGCUUCUCUGACAAGCAGAUAGCACGAGCUGUACUGAGCACGGAGCUUGCUGUGAGAAAGCUGCGUCAUGAUUGGUCCAUCCUACCUGUAGUGAAGCAGAUCGAUACAGUGGCGGCUGAAUGGCCUGCCUUCACGAACUACUUGUACCUGACCUACCACGGCACGGAGAACGACCUGAGCUUCGACGAUCAGCACGUGAUGGUGAUCGGCUCCGGCGUGUACCGCAUCGGCAGCAGCGUGGAGUUUGACUGGUGUGCAGUCGGGUGCAUCACAGAGCUCAGGAAGAUGGGUUAUAAGACCAUCAUGGUGAACUACAACCCCGAGACAGUCAGUACAGACUACGACAUGUGUGACCGUCUCUACUUUGAUGAGAUCUCCUUUGAGGUGGUAAUGGAUAUCUAUGAGAGGGAAAACCCAGAGGGAGUGAUCCUCUGUAUGGGAGGCCAGCUGCCCAACAACAUCGCCAUGUCGCUGCACCGUCAGCAAUGCCGCAUCUUGGGAACUUCACCGGAGUUCAUUGAUUGUGCGGAGAACAGGUUCAAGUUCUCCCGAAUGCUGGACACCAUCGGAAUCAGCCAGCCGCAGUGGAAAGAGCUCUCCGACACUGAGUCUGCUGUCAAGUUUUGUGAGACUGUGGGUUAUCCCUGUCUGGUUCGUCCAUCCUACGUUCUCAGUGGAGCGGCCAUGAACGUUGCCUACAGUGACAGUGACCUUGAGAAAUACCUGACCAACGCUGUUGCUGUGUCCAAAGAACACCCUGUUGUCAUCUCCAAAUUCAUACAGGAGGCCAAGGAGAUAGACGUGGACGCUGUAGCCUGUGACGGGGUGGUGAUGGCCAUUGCGAUUUCUGAACACGUGGAGAACGCUGGCGUUCACUCCGGUGAUGCCACACUGGUGACACCGCCUCAGGAUCUCAAUCAGAAGACGAUAGAAAGGAUCAAGAUGAUCGUCCAUGCCAUCGGCCAGGAGCUGCAGGUCACUGGACCUUUCAACUUGCAGCUGAUUGCUAAGGAUGACCAGCUGAAGGUGAUCGAAUGCAAUGUCCGAGUGUCUCGCUCCUUCCCCUUCAUAUCCAAGACACUGGGCGUGGACCUUGUUGCCCUGGCAACUCAAGCCAUUGUGGGGGAGGAGGUAGAGCCUGUAGGGCUCAUGAGAGGAAAAGGGAUUGUAGGAGUCAAGGUUCCCCAGUUUUCGUUCUCUCGGCUGGCCGGAGCCGAUGUGGUGCUCGGGGUGGAGAUGACCAGCACUGGCGAGGUGGCCUGUUUCGGGGAGAACAGAUAUGAGGCUUACCUCAAAGCCAUGCUCUCCACAGGCUUCAAGAUCCCCAAAAAGAACAUCCUGCUCUCCAUUGGCAGCUAUAAGAAUAAGAGUGAGCUGCUGCCCACUGUGCAGGCUCUGGAGGCUCUGGGUUAUGACCUGUACGCCAGUCUGGGAACUGCAGAUUUCUACACAGAACAUGGAGUCAAGGUGACCGCGGUGGAUUGGCCAUUUGAGGACGACAGCGAGUGUCCCACCAAAGAGAAGCAGCGCAGCAUCAUGAACUACUUGGAGGAGAACCACUUCGAUCUGGUCGUCAACCUCUCCAUGAGGAACAGCGGAGGUCGCAGGCUCUCUUCCUUUGUCACCAAAGGCUACCGGACGAGACGCAUGGCCAUCGACUACUCUGUCCCGCUCAUCAUCGAUAUCAAGUGCACUAAGCUCUUUGUCCAGGCUCUUCGUCAGGUUGGUCGAAGUCCACCAGUGAAAACGCACAUUGACAGCAUGACAUCCCAGACGCUGGUCCGUCUGCCUGGGCUGAUCGAUGUGCACGUUCACCUGCGAGAGCCCGGUGCCACACAUAAGGAGGACUUCUCCUCUGGUACAGCAGCUGCUCUGGCAGGAGGAGUGACCAUGGUGUGUGCGAUGCCCAAUACUUCCCCCGCCAUCACUGACGCCAGCACUCUGGCUCUGGUGCAGAAGCUGGCCAAAGCGGGCUGCCGGUGUGACUACGCCUUGUAUUUGGGCGCUGCUUCAGAUAACGCCGCCAUCCUGCCAUCUAUCGCAAGCCAGGCAGCCGGCCUGAAAAUGUACCUGAAUGAUACAUACUCCACCCUCAAGAUGGACAACGUCUCUCUCUGGAUGGAGCACUUCGAGAAGUGGCCCAAGCAGAUGCCCAUCGUUGCUCAUGCCGAGAAGCAGACGGUGGCUGCAAUCCUCAUGGUGGCUCAGCUGUACCAGCGGCCAGUACACAUCUGCCACGUGGCCAAGAAGGAGGAGAUCCUGAUCAUCCGAGCAGCAAAGCAGAAGGGCAUCCAGGUCACAUGUGAGGUCGCACCUCAUCACCUCUUCCUCUGUGAGGAAAACAUUCUGGAUAUCGGCGGCGGACGAGCGCAGGUCCGACCCAUGCUGGGAACACAUGAGGACAUGGAGGCUCUUUGGGAAAACCUAGACAUCAUAGACUGCUUCGCCACGGACCACGCUCCCCAUUCUGUGGAGGAGAAAAACGGGGACGCUCCUCCUCCAGGUUACCCCGGCCUGGAAACCAUGCUGCCGCUGCUGCUGACCGCCGUCAGCGAUGGACGUCUCACUCUGGAUGAUAUCAUCAAACGUCUUUACGACAACCCACGCAGGAUCUUCAACCUGCCAGUCCAGGAAAACACCUAUGUGGAGGUGGACUUGGAGCAGGAGUGGGUUAUUCCUCAGGCCAUGCAGUUCACCAAGUCAAAGUGGACACCUUUCCAGGGUCUGAAAGUGAAGGGUAAAGUCCGCCGCGUGGUACUACGAGGAGAGGUGGCCUACAUCGACGGGCAGGUUUUGGUCCCUCCAGGUUAUGGUGAAGAUGUGAAGACCUGGUCCACUGCUUCGAUCCAUCCUCCUGAGCCUGUUAAAGAAUGUCCGAUGACUCCAGAGCACACACAUCCUACUCCUCCCCGGGAAGGCCCAGUCCGAACCCGGGCACCCAGCCCCCGACGAUUAGCAGGAGAGGGCCGCUACCUGCUGCCCCCUCGUGUCCACCGCUCCUCCGAUCCUGGACUACCACCAGAGAUGGUCUCACUCCCUCCAUCUGGUGCUGGUGAAGGUUACAGCCACCCUCCUCCUCUGUCCAGGCUGCUGUCCCCUCAGUCAGGACCAGGACAGCUACCUGCUGGACAGGUGUCCCACUUUCAGACAUCUCCUCUGCUGCACCCGCUGGUGGGCCAGCACAUCCUGUCUGUCAGGCAGUUCAGCAAAGAGCAGAUCUCGCACCUUUUCAAUGUUGCCCACACUUUGCGUUUGAUGGUUCAGAGGGAGCGAAGCCUGGACCUUCUGAAGGGUAAAGUGAUGGCGUCCAUGUUUUACGAGGUCAGCACUCGCACCAGCAGCUCCUUCGCAGCAGCCAUGCAGCGUCUGGGCGGCUCAGUCGUCCACUUCAGCGAAUCCACCUCGUCGACACAAAAAGGGGAAUCUCUGGCUGACUCUGUGCAGACCAUGAGCUGCUACGCUGAUGUCCUGGUGCUCCGACACCCAACACCUGGAGCUGUGGAGAAUGCAUCUCGUCAUUGCCGUAAGCCUGUGAUCAAUGCUGGAGACGGUGUCGGGGAGCAUCCAACCCAGGCGCUGCUGGACGUGUUCACCAUCAGAGAGGAGCUGGGGACGGUCAACGGCAUGACGAUAACUAUGGUCGGAGAUCUGAAGCACGGCCGCACAGUUCAUUCCCUCGCCAAACUGCUGACCCAGUACCGCAUCACCCUGCGCUACGUGGCUCCCAAGAACCUCCACAUGCCGGCUGAGAUCAUCAGCUACGUGGCCUCAAAGGGCAUCAGACAGGAGGAGUUUGAGAGUAUCGAGGAAGCUCUGCCUGAGACAGACGUCCUCUACAUGACGAGGAUCCAGAAGGAGAGGUUCGCAUCUGAGGAGGAGUACAAAGCUUGUUUUGGACAGUUCAUCCUCACACCUCACAUCAUGACUGUAGCCAAGAAGAAGAUGGUGGUGAUGCAUCCGCUGCCCAGAGUCAAUGAAAUCAGUGUGGAGGUGGACACAGACCCAAGGGCGGCGUAUUUCCGUCAAGCAGAAAACGGCAUGUACAUUCGAAUGGCCCUGCUGGCCACCGUACUGAGCAGAUAGAUCCACGUGCCGCUUAUUACUGGCACAAACUGUCAAACCUUUUAGAGUAAGAAGUCUUAGAUACAGUACCAGCAUUUUACUCCCUGAAAUCUGUGAAUUUCCUUUUUCCAAGUCCUUAAAGGGAUGUUAUUAGAGUUCAAUAAGACUUUCACUGAGUCACAGAGUUUAUGAAGAUAUCAUAUCAUUAUUAUAUCACGCUGUUAACAUGAUUUCUGCUUUCCUUCUGUUUGACAGACCAAAUCCAUAUCUUACCUGCAAAAUUACUGCAUUCCAUUAUGAGAUUUCUUUAAUGUCUUAAAACAUUUCUAUUAAACUUUAGUAGAAAUUAUUUAGAUGCUGUAUUGGGACUAGUGAGAAUUUUUUUGUGUUGUGUUCGUUUGCGAUGGUUGACGGACCAUCAGUGAUUUGUGCAUAAGUGAGCCCUAGUGAGCUUGGUGUAGCUGGGGAAAAGAAAAAAAGUUAGGUGGGCAUUUAAAUCAUAACACGGACGGUACGAUGAUGUGCGAUGUAAAUGAAAUGAAUGUUUUGGUGGUUGGUUAAUGCUCAGCUGUAGUUACAUUUAAAGGGACCAGUUAACAUAUUAAAAGGGAGAUCAUGGUGUAAAGGAUUGCUCUGUUCUGACCAGUAAUGAUGCCAGUUUCCUUUUCUCUACUGUCUCUGUGUUGUGGCUUUAACAUGUAACAUUAACUCAAUAUGGAUGCACAUAGAUACUCAACAAGCUUGGUCUUUGGAGUUUUAGGGGUGAUUUCUUACACUGUAGCAGUUUAGAAGUUAAAACUUUUAUCUGGAUGGGAAUUUGUGUCAUUUUAAGUGUUGGUGAAUUGCUUUGUAUUAUGUGGAGAAAUAAAUAAUAAAAAGAAAUUUCCCUUUUGCA